AUGGAGAAGAAAAUUACAGAGAAGAUUGCGGCUUUGCCGCCAGAUGCCAACUACUUCUCCCUGGAGUUCUUCCCUCCAAAGACCCGGAUGGGUUUCGCCAAUCUGUCUGCGCGUCUGGAGCGGAUGGCUCAGGCUCUGCGUCCGCUGUUUGUGACGGUCACCUGGGGUGCUGGUGGUAGCACAGCGGCACGAUCGCUCGAGUUGGCCGAAGUAUGCCAACGCCAGUUACAGUUAACGACGGUCCUGCACUUGACUUGUACCAACAUGAGCCGCAAGCUGGUUGAUAUGGCACUUGAUGAAGCCAAAGCUCUUGGAAUCCGCAACAUCCUGGCUCUGCGUGGAGACCCGCCCCGCAGUGAGGAGUACAACAUGCACGGAGAGGACGAUAGCAACAAGGACUUCACCUUUGCGGUUGACCUUGUCAAGUACAUUCGCAAGACGCAUGGGGACUACUUCUGUGUUGGUGUUGCUGCAUACCCCGAGGGCCAUCCCGCCGAUGCCUUCCAAGAUAUCCAGGAUCCGGCGAGAGACAUUCCCUAUCUGGUUGAGAAGACAGUCGCUGGCGCAGACUUCAUCAUGACCCAAUUGACAUACGAUAUCGAUGCUUACACCAAAUUUGAAGACAUGCUCCGCAACCAUGAGUCAGGUGCUUUUAAGACUAUUCCCAUCAUCCCGGGCUUGAUGCCCAUUCACAGCUACAAGAUCCUGACCCGGGUCACCAAGCUCAGCCACGUCACCAUCCCUCCCCCGAUCUCCCGACGUAUGGAAGAGCUGAAGCACGAUGAUGAUGCAGUCAAGCGUGCCGGUGUGGACAUUGUCAGUGAGAUCGUGGGUGGUAUCAAAGAUCUCCCCUGCCCUGGACCGCGGGGAUUCCACUUCUACACCUUGAACUUGGAGAAGACGGUGUCGUUCAUUUUGGAGCAAUCCGACUUGAUCCCUCCUUACUCAGAGAUGAACGACUCUGCUAUCGAGGAGGGUGCUCCUCUCGAUUUCCCCGGACGUACAUUGGGAAGAAGCCGUGCGUCGUCUAUGCACUCGCAGCCUCAUAACCGGGUUAUCGUGGACAAGCUAUCUGUGCACGAGUCAUCACAGGAUUCCGUGCACGAGGCCCUUGCAGACAGUGUAGGUAUGCCCAUGCAGCCCAACCGCAGCACUACUCUCCAGAUUUCUGAGGGUCUGGGCUCGCUUGGUAGAGAAGCAACAUGGGACGACUUCCCCAACGGACGAUGGGGUGAUGCUCGCUCGCCUGCUUUCGGCGAAAUCGACGGCUACGGCCCUUCGCUUCAUGUCACUUCCGCUGCCGCUCGCCGGCUAUGGGGACACCCAGUGGACUCAUCGGACAUGAGCACACUCUUCCGGCGCCACGUCUCGGGAGAGCUACACAUGGUCCCGUGGUCAGAGGGUGGUGCCGAAGAAGACGGUGGUGGCUUGAACGCCGAGACUGAACUGAUUCGCCCAGAGCUCCUCAAGCUCAUUGACGGCCGCGGUUGGUGGACCUUGGCCUCACAGCCCGCCGUGAAUGGCGUGAAGAGUGACCACCACAUCUUCGGCUGGGGCCCUCAGCGCGAGGGCUUCGUCUUCCAGAAGCCUUUCGUCGAGUUCUUCUGCUCGAACAACGACUACAAAAAUAUCCUCAAGCCACUGUUCGCCCAGCACGGUCACGACAAGCUGACCUGGUUCGCUACAAACAUCACAGGAGCCUUUGAAUCCUCGCUUCCAGCCCAGCCUGCCGAUGUCGAGCUGGACGACCUCGGUUCCAACCCAGAGAGCGUCAACGCCGUCACAUGGGGCGUGUUCCGCGGUAAGGAAAUCGUGACACCCACCAUCAUCGAAGAGGUCAGUUUCCGCGCCUGGGGAGAAGAAGCCUUCCGAAUCUGGGACGAAUGGCGCCGCAUCUACCCCCGCGGCUCACCCACCGAAACCUACCUGGACACCACCAAGAAUGACGCCUGGCUCGUCUGCGUCGUUGGCCAGCAGUUCGGCGCUGGAACCAAGCGCGGCUCGAAGGAGGAGGAAGACGAGGUCAAGUGGAUGUGGCGAGUGUUGGCGGGCGAGGAUGCUUAG
Penicillium canescens is the source of this 2064-nucleotide messenger RNA. Its product is annotated as methylenetetrahydrofolate reductase (NAD(P)H) MET12. Gene Ontology annotation, biological process: tetrahydrofolate interconversion. The transcript has 2 exons. Bases 1 to 2064 code for a protein of 687 amino acids. The record is from RefSeq and is a predicted model, not a curated record. Gene Ontology annotation, molecular function: FAD binding; methylenetetrahydrofolate reductase [NAD(P)H] activity. Lineage: Eukaryota; Fungi; Ascomycota; Eurotiomycetes; Eurotiales; Aspergillaceae. Gene Ontology annotation, cellular component: cytosol.